UGUUCCUUGUGGUUCUAUAUCGAUAACCUCUUCUGCAGUUUCACCAUCCGUGUUAUCAAGAAAAAGUGCUAUGAUAUCAGUGGUUUCUGCAGUCUCUCCUUCCCACCUAUCAAGCAAAAGUUCUAUAGUAUCGGUGACUUCUCCUGCAGUCUCUCCUUCUCACCUAUCAAGAAAACAUGCCAUGGUAUCAGUGACGUCUCCUGCAGUCUCUACUUCCCAUCUAUCAAGAACAAAUGCCAUGGUAUCAGUGACGUCUCCUGCAGUCUCUCCUUCCCACCUAUCAAGAAAACAUGCCAUGGUAUCAGUGACGUCUCCUGCAGUCUCUCCUUCCCACUUAUCAAGAAAACAUGCCAUGGUAUCAGUGAUGUCUCCUGCAGUCUCUACUUCCCAUCUAUCAAGAACAAAUGCCAUGGUAUCAGUGACGUCUCCUGCAGUCUCUCUUUCCCACCUAUCAAGAAAACAUGCCAUGGUAUCAGUGACGUCUCCUGCAGUCUCUCCUUCCCACCUAUCAAGAAAACAUGCCAUGGUAUCAGUGACGUCUCCUGCAGUCUCUCCUUCCCACCUAUCAAGAAAACAUGCCAUGGUAUCAGUGACGUCUCCUGCAGUCUCUACUUCCCAUCUAUCAAGAACAAAUGCCAUGGUAUCAGUGACGUCUCCUGCAGUCUCUCUUUCCCACCUAUCAAGAAAACAUGCCAUGGUAUCAGUGACGUCUCCUGCAGUCUCUCCUUCCCACCUAUCAAGAAAACAUGCCAUGGUAUCAGUGACGUCUCCUGCAGUCUCUCCUUCCCACUUAUCAAGAAAACAUGCCAUGGUAUCAGUGACGUCUCCUGCAGUCUCUACUUCCCAUCUAUCAAGAACAAAUGCCAUGGUAUCAGUGACGUCUCCUGCAGUCUCUCUUUCCCACCUAUCAAGAAAACAUACCAUGGUAUCAGUGACGUCUCCUGCAGUCUCUCCUUCCCACUUAUCAAGAAAACAUGCCAUGGUAUCAGUGACGUCUCCUGCAGUCUCUCCUUCCCACCUAUCAAGAAAAAGAACUGCUUGUUUUGAUCCGAAGAGGGAGAGUUCUCAUUUACCAUUAAAGAAGUUUCGCUCGUUCCCAGAGCCCUCAGUUUCAAAGAAAUUAAAUCCGGAAAUGGUGGAGCUCGAUACGAGAGUACAAAUGAAGACUUGUCCGUGGAUCCCAGUGAAUACGAUUUAUUCUCCAAGCGGGACACAAUCAGAGAAGAAAGCUCCAGUUCUGAGCCUUACUAAAUGGAGCGAGAUGGCGAGAUUGUGCUCUGGCUCUUCUCCUCUAGCUCUUCCUGUAAUUGACAGUUCAGGAAACACAGUGGGCCUACAUUUAUCACCCAGGAUCAUGCAUAAAUUUCAAAAAAGAGUGUCUAGAAAACUGGACUACAACACAGCAAACUCACCAACGUGAAAAGCCCAGACUUCAGUUACUUCAUGAUGAGAAAACUAUACAGUUUCAGGAGAAAUGUGUUUCUGUGAUUUGCACGAAGUUGAACGUGUUUGUAAGCUAAUUUUAAAUGAACGCUUACUUUCUCUUUCCCCUUUUCAGUGCCUUGGGAUGUCCUCCCGUUGUGCUAUCUAAAUGCAAUUUGUUGUUGUUUUCUCCCUUCAAAAAGCGAUGUUGACCAGCAGCAAUAUAAUUCAACUGGUGCAGUAGAUUGCUUGAACCCUGGACAUAAUGUACUAGAAAACACGCGAAUCAUGGCAGUGGAGAGCUUAUAUGAAUUAUAUCUUCCAGCUAAGGUUCUUUUUAAAAUAAAAUUUUUCUUUUUAAAUUAAUUUAAUCCAAUCUUAAAUGAGUAACAAUAAUACUUUAUAACCAUGUUUUUAGAAUCCCCCUACAAUCCAGGGCUCUUAACAUU
Messenger RNA from Callorhinchus milii (elephant shark), 1871 nucleotides. Its product is annotated as mucin-20-like. Lineage: Eukaryota; Metazoa; Chordata; Chondrichthyes; Chimaeriformes; Callorhinchidae. The transcript is spliced from 4 exons. Bases 71 to 1420 code for a protein of 449 amino acids. The record is from RefSeq and is a predicted model, not a curated record.